UUCCUUUGAGCUCCGAGACCCUGAAACUGAGCAAUGAAACAGACUGUCCUUGGACGGUGGGAGCCCAACGCAGAGCCCUGCCGCUCCGAGGCAGCUGAGCUUUGUGGGGGUCCCGGAGUCACCAGUCGACGCUGCGGGGUAGCCAGCCAGCACCCCUGUGUCUGCACAACCCAAGCUGGAACUCUCCUCCAGGCUGCCCCUCCUUCGCCGCCUUCCCUCGCUCUCUCCCGCCCUCGGCCAGGCCUCCCACUUCCCUACUUUGCGUGUCUACCAACUUCGAAUUCCCAGUUUGAGCGCCUCGCUGCUGCCCGCGAUCUCUACUCUGCCUCCUGGGGUCUUCUCCCAAUGUCUAGCCCCCACCUCUGGGGACCAAGCCCAGCCAGUGGGGACCGGAUCUGAAGGGUGGAGCAGCCAGGUGAGCCCUGAAAGGUGGGGCGGGGCGGGGGCGCUCUGGGCCCCACCCCGGGAUCUGGUGACGCCGGGGCUGGAAUUUGACACCGGACGGCGGCGGGCAGGAGGCUGCUGAGGGAUGGAGUUGGGCUCGGCCCCCAGAUGCGGCCCGCGGGCUCUGCCAGCAACAAGUCCCUCGGGUCCCAGCCCUCGCUGCGACUGGGGCUCGGAGCUCUGCACUCGAGGGCACAGACCGGCUGCCAAAGCCCCACUUUUGGCUAAAAGAGGCGCUGCCAGGUGCACAACUCUGGGCAUGAUCCAUGUGAGCUUCGGGGGAAAGCCCAGCACUCGUCCCAGGAAAGGUGCCUAGAAGGACUCGGUGCAAGACCCCCUGGCUGCCUCAAAAAAGUGGGUGAGGAAACAGGCCCACGAAGGCUGAUGGGAGCUCCUAGUGUUGACAGAGAUGGAACUGGGACUUGGAGACCCUACUGCAUUGCCCCACUGCCUCCGGCCUAGGUGGCAGCCAGCCUUGUGGCCAACCCUAGUUGCUCUUGCCCUGCUGAGCAGCGUCACAGAAGCUUCCCUGGACCCCAUGUCCCGCAGUCCCGCCGUUCGCGAUGGUCCCUCGCCAGUCCUGGCGCCCCCAACCGGCCACCUGCCUGGGGGACGCACUGCGCAUUUGUGCAGCGAAAGAGUCCUGCCACCACCGCCACAGUCUCCCCAGCCUGCACCCCCGCCGCCAGGUCCCGCGCUCCAGUCUCCUCCCGCUGCGCUCCGCGGGGUACGCGCAGCGCGUGCAGGGACCCGGAGCAGCCGGGCGCGGGCCACUGAUGCGCGCAGCUGUCGCCUGCGCUCGCAACUGGUGCCCGUGAGCGCUCUCGGCCUGGGCCACAGCUCCGAUGAGCUGGUACGUUUCCGCUUCGGCAGCGGCUCGUGCCGCCGAGCACGCUCCCCGCACGACCUCAGCCUGGCUAGCCUACUGGGCGCCGGGGCCCUGCGGUCGCCCCCCGGGUCCCGGCCGAUCAGCCAGCCCUGCUGCCGGCCCACUCGCUAUGAAGCCGUCUCCUUCAUGGACGUGAACAGCACCUGGAGGACCGUGGACCACCUCUCUGCCACUGCCUGCGGCUGUCUGGGCUGAGGAUGCUCUCCAAGCCUUCGCACACUGGACCUUUACCCAUGUGUCGCCCUGCCUGGAACAAUUCCACCUGGCUUCACUAGUCAGGAACCUCAGCCCGAAAUCGAGGCUGCAGACCUCAGGCCCCAGGCCGGUGAGUGACAGACAUGGAGCCGGAGAGAUGACCUCACCACGGACCAAGCUCCAAGGCGCUCAUGGAUCCCAGCUCUACAGACGACGCCAGAAACCUCAGCUAAGGAUAACUCCUCUGGGAGAAUCCAGAAAUGGCCCCAGGCCCUGGGGAAUGAAUUUUGAGGAGAUAACAUUGUAGUCACGUUACUGAAGCCGGCAGCCUGGUGUUCACUUGUGGAAGCCGAAGCCCUAUUUAUUAUUUCUAAAUUAUUUAUAUUUACCUUC
Molecule: messenger RNA, 1921 nt
Organism: Cricetulus griseus (Chinese hamster)
Lineage: Eukaryota; Metazoa; Chordata; Mammalia; Rodentia; Cricetidae
Source: RefSeq, a predicted model, not a curated record